Messenger RNA from Venustampulla echinocandica, 1761 nucleotides. Its product is annotated as Threonine dehydratase. The record is from RefSeq and is a predicted model, not a curated record. Bases 1 to 1761 code for a protein of 586 amino acids. Gene Ontology annotation, molecular function: pyridoxal phosphate binding; threonine deaminase activity. The transcript has 3 exons. Gene Ontology annotation, biological process: L-threonine catabolic process. NCBI's taxonomy places the organism in Eukaryota, Fungi, Ascomycota, Leotiomycetes, Helotiales, Pleuroascaceae.
AUGGAUAAUGGAGUGGUGCUUAAUGGCAAUGGCCAUAAUAAUGACGAGGCCAACUGCAAUGGCAAAGACAGCGACCACAACCCCGAUCGCCGCCCAAGAGCUCUGAGAACUCCAAGUCUCAGUUCUUUAUCGCUGACCGAAUAUUCUACGAAUCCUUCACCGCCGAGCGCAACCCCGAAAUCGAAGACUAAAGGGGUUAUCCCAGAGGAGUUUCUACUGCCUAAUGGCUAUCCAGACUAUUUACGACUCAUCCUCACCUCGCGAGUCUACGAUGCGGUGGAGGAAACCCCCCUGACACUUGCUACAAAUCUAAGCAAUCGGCUAGAAUGCAAGGUCUUGUUGAAGAGGGAAGACCUCCAACCAGUCUUCAGCUUCAAGCUGAGGGGGGCAUACAAUAAGAUGGCGCAUCUAGAUCCCAAAGUUUGCUGGAAGGGAGUGGUUGCUUGUUCGGCUGGAAACCAUGCACAAGGGGUUGCCUAUUCAGCACGGAAACUCAAGAUACCUGCGACCAUUGUCAUGCCAAAAGGUACCCCAAGUAUUAAACAUCUUAAUGUGACCCGUUUAGGGGGGUCGGUGGUGUUGAAUGGGGCAGAUUUCGACGCUGCGAAGGAAGAAUGUGGGCGACUGGAGAAGCUUCAUGGUCUUACAAAUAUUCCUCCGUUUGAUGAUCCAUAUGUCAUUGCAGGACAGGGCACCAUUGGGAUGGAAUUGCUGAGACAGACAAACAUACAAAAGCUAGAAGCAAUAUUCUGUUGUGUUGGCGGAGGCGGGCUGAUUGCUGGCAUUGGGGUGUAUGUCAAGCGUAUAGCUCCACAUGUGAAGAUUAUCGGCGUGGAAACAUACGACGCGAAUGCGAUGGUGCAGUCGCUUCAGAAAGGGGAGAGGGUUGUCUUGAAGAAUGUCGGACUAUUCGCGGAUGGUGCUGCCGUCAAGACUGUUGGGCAGGAGACGUUCAGAAUAUGUCAAGAGGUCGUGGACGAAGUCAUCCAAGUCACCACCGACGAGGCAUGUGCAGCGAUCAAGGAUGUCUUUGAAGAUACCCGUUCCAUCCUUGAGCCCGCAGGAGCUCUCGCCAUCGCUGGUUUGAAGAAAUACGUCGCAGCACAUCCAUCGGCGGACAGCUCCAGGAACCUUGUCGCCAUCGCCUCAGGUGCCAACAUGAACUUCGACCGUCUACGUUUCGUAGCAGAACGUGCUGCUUUAGGAGAGAAAAAAGAAGCCUUGAUCAUGGUCACCAUCCCCGAGAGGCCUGGGGCGUUCUCCGAACUCAUCAACACCAUCAUGCCACAUAUGGUCACCGAAUUUUCCUACCGAUACGCCACAGAUGCCAGCGCAAACGUCCUCAUCGGAAUAUCCCUCACAUCUCCAGCGUUACAGCGAGACGAGGAGCUCUCAUCCUUGCUUUCUCGUAUAUCUGCUACCGGUAUGGCUCCCGUUGACCUCUCCGGUGAUGAGCUAGCAAAAUCACAUGUGCGUUAUCUAGUCGGAGGACCCUCUGGCGUGCCCAGUGAACGAUUAUAUAUGUUCAACUUCCCUGAACGGCCGGGCGCCUUGGAGAAGUUCCUUUCCACGUUAAAACCAAGAUACAAUAUCUCUCUCUUCCAGUACCGGAACGCAGGUGGCGAUAUCGCGAAGGUUGUGGCGGGUAUUCUUUGCCCCGAUGACGAAUUGAAGGAACUUGAGGCGUUCCUGCGAAAGAUCGGGUAUCCGUGGGAAGAUUGCACCAACUCGGAGGUUUUCAAGACAUUUUUGAGAUCCUGA